Molecule: messenger RNA, 1773 nt
Organism: Lactuca saligna
Lineage: Eukaryota; Viridiplantae; Streptophyta; Magnoliopsida; Asterales; Asteraceae
Source: the annotation of a GenBank genome assembly
AUGAUGAAGGGAAGCCCAAAAUAUGAAGAGUUAGACUCGGAAGAUCAAUCUAUUCCUACAGAGACUGAAGACAUUGUGAUUUCAACUUCUGAGCCGGAAAUUAAAGAGGCUCAUGUUUCUCUUAUAGUUGUAGUGGCUGAGGAUCAUGAUCAACUACAUUAUGUGGAAGUUGAAACACAAAUUAUCCAUGAAGAAAAUGAUGAAGAUCUUAAUGAUGAUGUGGAGUUUUUGAAAGAGAUAAAUUUCACCGGGAUCAGUGAUGAUAUCCCUACAAACAUUGAACUCGAUAUUGACGAUGACGAGUUUGGUCCAUUUCCGGGGUUUGACAACAACUGUUUUAGAAAGGUCAAUGAAGUUGCUUCUUCAGCAACCAAGACUAAGGAAGACAGUAAUGUUCUCAAGAUUUUGCUCUCUGCUUCCAAGCCUUUGGAGAUUUCUUCAGGUCAAAGAGAUGUGAAUUUAGAGAUUCGUCCCUCUGUUUCAACUGUCUCUACUUCUGCUCCUCUUGUUGUUCAAUCAUCUCAGUCCCAAACCUCCCAGUCUUUUUUAGAAAGAAAUCAAUCAAAUACAAGUCUGGAGGUGCCCAUUGUCAGCCAUGCACCUCAGGUCUUUUCCACUGUUACCACUACUACUGUUUUCACUCCACCAAUACAAUCAAAUGAAGGCCCUAGCACAAUGUUUGAGACAGGUAUAUCUUUCAAGGAAGAGCAUUCAGGUGAAGACAAGUCUACUGUGUCAGAACUUCGAGAACAAAUUAGUGUUCUCGGGCAGGAACUUAUUGAAAAGAACAUUCAGCUGAAACAACUCGUUUCUCACGUAGAAGAGCUUAAAGAAAGGGAUGAAGAGAAAACAAAACAGAUUAAGGAUCUGCAGACGAAUCGUGGCUCUAUGACUGCUUUCUACUUCAAUUUGAAGAACGUUCUGUAUGAUGCUUUCGCGGAUAAAGUUAAAGCGUUAUUUCAGCAACCACACGGAAUUGAGGAUCCUCCCAUGGCCCCCACACAAUCUACUUCAGGCGAUCUUCUAGUUGAUCCACCUCCUCCUAGAACAACUACAAUUGUCGAUAGAUUUGUAAAGGAACCUGAAGGCAGCAGAGCCCGCAUCACAAUCAAACAGGGAAAGAGGAAUGUUAUGGCUAACAAAAGCGAAGGGUUACUCUUCUUGAAAAAUUCAAACGAGAAUCGCAGAGACAAAAACCCUGUCCUAACCGUGACUGAUCUCAAAAAGAGAAAAUUUGGUGACGAGUUCGGUGACAGAUCUAGAAUCAAAAUGUGGGCAUUUGAUCCCGAGUUAAACAUGUGGGUUGUGAAAAGGAACUUAGGAAUUUCUGAGUACUACAAGAGCACACAUGAUUUUAACUCAUGGACCAAAGUGGAUCUUGCUGAACUUUCGAGAGCCCCAUUCUAUAAUCCCUCUGAAGAUCCCGGCGCGACAAACUUCAAAAGAUUUCUUGAUAGACAGGUUAGAGAAAACUUUCCAAAAAUGAAGACUGCAAGAGCUUUAUAUAGAAAAGAUCAAGAUAUUCUAGAUCCUGAAUCAGGCAAACCUAUGAGGAUUAUUCUUUGGCCAACGACUAAACAACAGAAGGAAAUUCCUAUUCCUCACCACUUCCGUGAGGGAUACCUUAAUAAUAUGGAAUUAUGGGCUUACGACGAUGAAACUGCCACUGCUGUAAUAAAAUUCAAGGAUAGAGAACAUGUCUUGAGGCUGAUAAGUGCUAAAGAUCUUCUAAGGUUCAGGGAAAGGGAUAUCCACACUCUGUCUCAUCACUAG